Acipenser ruthenus (sterlet) is the source of this 3102-nucleotide messenger RNA. Its product is annotated as katanin p60 ATPase-containing subunit A1-like. The record is from RefSeq and is a predicted model, not a curated record. Gene Ontology annotation, cellular component: microtubule cytoskeleton. Gene Ontology annotation, biological process: microtubule severing. Gene Ontology annotation, molecular function: ATP binding; microtubule severing ATPase activity; ATP hydrolysis activity. Bases 205 to 1674 code for a protein of 489 amino acids. The transcript has 11 exons. NCBI's taxonomy places the organism in Eukaryota, Metazoa, Chordata, Actinopteri, Acipenseriformes, Acipenseridae.
GGAAGUGACGCCUUAAUUUUAACGUCAUACAGAGGCGGGGUGGUGAGCGUUGGUUGGGGCGAGAACUUAAAUUUGAAAAACGGAUAACUAAUUACAGGACAUUGUUUUGUGUUCAGAUGAAUAUUAUCCUGUUUGAUUGUUACUUUUUUCUAAAUUUAUUUUGCAUCGUGUAGUCAACUUCAACAGGCAGCAGGCACUGUUGAAAUGAGUCUCCUUGAAAUCAGUGAAAAUGUGAAGCUUGCCCGAGAAUAUGCCUUACUUGGGAAUUAUAAUUCUGCCAUUGUCUAUUACCAAGGAGUGCUUGAACAGAUGAGGAAGUAUCUGUUUUCUGUUAAAGACCCUUUAUUACAACAAAAAUGGCAACAGGUCUGGCAAGAGAUAAGUAAAGAACAUAAACAUGUCAUGGAAAUUCUGGCAACCCUGGAUGGCUUUAAAGUAGAAAGCACUCCUUCUAAACCAGCAAGUGAAGAUGGAGACAUUUGGCCAGUGCAAGUUGAACGCAGGCCGUCACCGUGUCCUGCAAGGCGACAUCCAGUUCCAUACAAUGAUGCCAAACCUCACCACAACAACCGAUUAAGUGCUGCUCAGAAAGGCCAACAUCGGCAAUCUCCACGGAGUGCAAACAGUGACCGAGUGAGACCUGUCAGGGGGAAAGAGAGAAAGGAGGCACAGGGCAAAGCAAAAGAGGACAAGAGCAAAUCUGCUGCUUCUGCUAAUGUUUCAGAAUCUGAAAUUAAGAAAUUUGAUGGGACCGGAUAUGAUAAAGACUUGGUAGAGGCCCUGGAAAGAGAUAUAAUAUCGCAAAAUCCAAACGUUAAAUGGGAUGAUAUAGCAGACUUGGGAGAGGCAAAAAAACUGCUAAAAGAAGCUGUGGUUUUGCCCAUGUGGAUGCCAGAAUUCUUCAAAGGAAUUAGACGACCAUGGAAGGGAGUGUUGAUGGUUGGCCCUCCUGGAACAGGAAAAACACUGCUGGCCAAAGCUGUAGCCACUGAAUGUAAAACAACCUUUUUCAAUGUUUCUUCUUCAACACUCACUUCCAAGUACAGAGGGGAAUCUGAGAAAUUAGUGCGUCUCUUAUUUGAAAUGGCAAGAUUCUACGCUCCGACUACUAUAUUCGUUGAUGAGAUUGAUUCAAUCUGCAGCCGCAGAGGGACGUCAGAAGAGCAUGAAGCCAGCAGAAGGGUCAAAACCGAGCUUUUAGUUCAGAUGGAUGGUGUUGGAGGGGCAUCAGACAAUGAAGAUCCUUCAAAAAUGGUUAUGGUUCUGGCAGCCACCAACUUUCCAUGGGACAUAGAUGAGGCUCUUAAAAGACGAUUAGAAAAAAGGAUUUACAUCCCCUUGCCUUCAGCUGAAGGCAGGGAAGAACUCCUAAAAAUAAACCUGAAAGAGCUAGAAUUGGCAAGUGAUGUUGAUCUAGCUAAAAUAGCAGAGCAGAUGGAUGGUUAUUCUGGUGCUGACAUUACAAAUGUGUGCCGGGAUGCCUCGCUGAUGGCAAUGCGACGUCGUAUUGAAGGUUUGACGCCAGAAGAGAUCCGAAACAUUUCAAAAGAUGAAAUGCACAUGCCAACCACCAUGAACGAUUUUGAAAGCUCUUUAAAAAAGGUCUCUAAAUCAGUGUCUGCUUCAGACAUUGAAAAAUAUGAGGAGUGGAUUGCAGAAUUUGGGUCCUGUUAAGACUGUCCUUCACAAAAAAAAGUUAGCAAAAAUCCUGCCUUAAGUCUUUUUUUUAAAUAAGCUCAGAAUAUCAAGAGUUGCAGUUAAUAUUUUGUAAGAAAUAUGUAGCUACAUUCAUAAUGUUUAAUGGAUGUAGAUGUGUUGCUUGAGAAAUGGUGGACGCACACUCCUAUAAAUAAAGUAAAACUGGGCAUCUUGAGGAUCAUUGAGGCUUACUCUCAUAUGUUGCAGAGUGCUCUUUCUGUGGCUUAAUUUUCUUACUUUUAUUCAAUUGCAAGGGCCAGUAGGUGAAGGGAUUAGAUUACUAUUUUUUUUUGUUUGUUUUGGUUAUAAUAAAAAAAAAAAAAUACUUCAUGGUACUUCUCAGAAUGACUUCUGUAAAAGUACUUAAUUGAAUAAGAAACUAGAUGUGUGAAAUUGAAUAGUUAUUUAGAGAACAAAAAACACUUCAUUCUUUUAACCAAUUUAACAAUGUGUAGAUAAAGUCUGACUGUACAGUAAUGUUAUAGUUCAGAGUGACUUUACUGUACAAGUGCCUUUUGCUUUUCAGAAUUUUUAGCACUGGAUAUUUUUAGAAAACAACUUUAAACAGCACUAAAGUUGUACUGUCCCAGAUAAUCUCUUUAACCACACAAAAGAGAGUUAACAAAGCUAAAUAUAAUACGAAUAAAGGCAAACUACCCCUUAUGUAACUGUCAUUUGUGGUACACAGCUGCCUCAUUGAACCAAUAACUGACUAAUAUUUUAACAUUUCAUGAUUUCUUUCACUUCAAAAAAUCAUUACCUAUUGCAAGGGUUUUCAAGGGGGGGAGGGAGAGUCAUGGAUUUUCACUCUGAUAUAUUAUUAGGUGGGUGAAGAAGGUGUUUGGCUCAUGAACUUUGCUGUUUUCAAUUUGUCGUAUCGGUGAAGCACAACCUUUCUGCAUUUUUUAGAAGUAUUACUGCUUCGAUAAAUUAAUAAUAAUCACAGUACUCAUACUUUGAAGGUUUUUGAUUGAUUUAUUAGUUGUGGCUGCAUUUUAGUAACAGCAAUAGCGGCUGGUUGCAUUUGUUUUUGGUGUUUUGAAAUGGAUACUUUCGUACUUGAAAGAAAAACGAAGGAAGAAAAAGUCUACAGAAAGGGCAAAGCAACAAAGUUAUACAGAGUCACUUUGGUUAAUUUUUAUGCUGGCUUUAACAAAAAAAAGUAUCAUUAGUUAUAGUUUUAUCUUGCGGUUAAUGUUUUUGAUGUAAACAUUUUAAGUGGCACGCAUAAUCAUGCUGAGAUGGGAAGUAAAUGGUAACGUGAAACACAGUGAAGACUCUUAAUAUUAUUUAUAAUAACUUUGCCGAAUAGAAAGCGAAUGAGUGUUUCCAAAGAGAUUCCCAAGUACUGUCUUUUAAGUCUGUGCAUCCAAAGACAUGUAAUUAAACGUUUUUAAGAAUUAA